Kogia breviceps (pygmy sperm whale) is the source of this 661-nucleotide messenger RNA. Its product is annotated as signal recognition particle 14 kDa protein. Gene Ontology annotation, cellular component: signal recognition particle, endoplasmic reticulum targeting. NCBI's taxonomy places the organism in Eukaryota, Metazoa, Chordata, Mammalia, Artiodactyla, Physeteridae. The record is from RefSeq and is a predicted model, not a curated record. Gene Ontology annotation, biological process: SRP-dependent cotranslational protein targeting to membrane. Gene Ontology annotation, molecular function: 7S RNA binding; endoplasmic reticulum signal sequence receptor activity.
GCUGACUGAGCGGAGCGAGCAGCGCCAGGAUGGUGCUGCUGGAGAGUGAGCAGUUCCUGACGGAGCUGACCAGGCUCUUCCAGAAGUGCCGGUUGUCGGGCAGCGUGUUCAUCACCCUGAAGAAGUAUGAUGGUCGAACUAAACCCAUUCCAAGGAAGGGUUCUGUGGAGGGCUUUGAGCCCUCAGACAACAAGUGUCUGUUAAGAGCUACUGAUGGGAAAAAGAAGAUCAGCACUGUGGUGAGCUCCAAAGAAGUGAAUAAGUUUCAGAUGGCUUAUUCAAACCUAUUGAGAGCUAACAUGGAUGGGCUGAAGAAGAGGGACAAAAAGAGCAAGAGUAAGAAGAGCAAAGCAGCACAGUGAAGGGUACCAGAUUUCCCGCUUUCACCAGUUAACCAAUGAAUUGCUAUUUUUCCUUUGGUUUUUACUUUUGGCCACAAAGCUGGGUUUCUGAUUUCCCUACAAUAACUGUUUUCAUGUGAGAUUAGGGUCAUUUUUGGAUGGAAGAAGGGCUGCAGUGUUUACAGGAUAGUUACAAGAAGCCAGUUUAUUUUAUAUCUGGCUAAGUGGUCUGUGUUGUAUGGUUGUAUGUUUCUGGAUAAUAGUUUAUAGUCUCUGUAGCCGUCUGUGAAGAGCACUGUAUCAUUAAACUUUUAUUUAUC